Messenger RNA from Synchiropus splendidus (mandarinfish), 3811 nucleotides. Its product is annotated as F-box only protein 41-like. The record is from RefSeq and is a predicted model, not a curated record. Bases 224 to 2629 code for a protein of 801 amino acids. The transcript has 17 exons. Gene Ontology annotation, molecular function: protein binding. NCBI's taxonomy places the organism in Eukaryota, Metazoa, Chordata, Actinopteri, Syngnathiformes, Callionymidae.
AGGCACGCGGCGCCUGCACGCUGAUGAACCGGGCGGGAGGAGCGAGUGUCAACACACACACACGCGCUCACGUCCACACGGUUGCAUCUCGACAGCAAGUGAAGUAAAGGAUUCGAGCAGAAUGAGCGGGAAAGCCGAGUGUCAUGACGACGGGCUCUCGGUGGAUGUUGACAAGUGACGCAUCAGGAAAUUCACAGGUUUCCCUGCUGAUCCUCGGUGAAUCAUGUCUUCCUCUAUCUCCUCCCCCGCCUGUUUGGAGAUGCCCUACUUCUGUCCACGCUGUGGUGACCAGUUCAGGUUUUCAUCAGUGCCUGAACUUCGGGCUCAUCUGGUCAGCCAACACACCUAUGAGACUCUGCUAAUGCUAUCACAGGCUCGAGUAAGAAGCUCCAGGCCGGGCGCCCUCCUCCCAUUACCUGGUCCAGCUGCAUUCCAAAAACAAGCCUCUUCUCAGGACACGGAGCCCCACAGCCUCUCACUGCCCCUGGCCUGUCUGGAUCUGGCCUCAUCGUCGGCCUCCGGAAAGCUGCUGAGUGAUUUGUUUAACCCGGUCGAUCGCUCUCUCGGCGACAGCCAAACUAAGCCCUCCCUGAUGCUCGCCCUGCCUGGCCCUCUAGAGGCAUUUCCUGGGAGAAGGCUGGGAGACAUGGCGCUCCAGCUGGGUCUGGAUCGGGGGGUUUCAGUGAGCAUCGGACUGGAGGAGAGGCUGGGUUUGGGCCUGGACCGCUCCAUCUCCAAAACACUGGCGCAGGUAGAGGAGAAGGUGAACCGGCGCAUGGGCCGACUGAUGGUGGCGCUAAAGAGACGGGAGGCGUCCCUGGAGCGGGAGAGGCGGACGGGAGAGCAACUGAAAAAGGAGAAACUGGAAGUGGAGAAGCAGGUGGUGCACUUGUCCAAGCAGGUCUCAGUUGCCAUGGAGAUGACAGAAAAAUUAAAGGCCGAGUUGCAAGGGAGGGAGAAGGAGCUGAGUGAACAGCAGCAGGAGAUGGAGGGCAUCGAACGUUUCUUAAGGGAGACGGCGGUGAAAGAGGCGGAAGCGAAAUCCAGGCUGCAGGUGUUUAUCGAGACAUUAUUGGACCGCGCAGACCGAGCCGAGCGGCAGCUUCUGAAGCUGAGCUCACAAGACAGAUACACACCUCUGCUGUGCCGUGGCGGACGCAGUCUGGACGCCAGCACGGACGACUUUCUCGACAACAAGGCUCACGAAGUCAUAGGUAACCGGAGAAGUUUCAGUGUCUCUGGGUCGUACCGACUGGGAGAGCAGCUGCACGGCCUUCAUCCCUGCAGCGGCGACUCUGGGAGAAUGAGGACAGCAUCUCUGGGUUCAGAGUUUUGGAACAUCCAGGAGUCGAUCUGCCGCCAUCCACUGGCCCCCAGUUGGUCCAAUAGUGAGAAGGGGAGAGUGACUGACAGGAGGGAGCGGUUCUGGGUGGGGGAGAGUGGAUGGGGCCAAACAUGGAGCAAAAACAGCCGCCGACAACACAGCACGGAUGAAGACGAUGAAGAAGAGGAAGAGGAGGAAGAAGGACCCUGGAGCCGAGCCGAACUCAGACGGCAUAUUUUCUCGCGAACGCACACCCCUGGAUCAGAGCUCCCCUCCUCCACCCGCUCCUCUCCCUCGCUGCGCUGCGGCAGUGAUCGACAGCUGGAGGCGGACACCUUACGGCUGAGAGCAGCGCUCUUCUGCGUGUUUCCAUAUUUAGACGUCUCUUCCCUGCUGCGAGCGGCCGAGGUUUGCUCCGAUUGGAGGUUCGUCGCCCGACACCCUGCUGUUUGGACUCGCGUGCGACUGGAGAGCGCCAGAGUGUCUUCACAGUUCCUCAUCACUUUGUCUCAGUGGUGCACACAAACUCAGUGUGUGGAGCUCAACAACCUGAAGCCUCGAAGUCGACGGCCAGAGGAGUCUCAGGAAGAGUAUCACAACGACAUUCGAGGGAGUCUUGAGCCUGGGCUGGAAGCCUUGCUGCGGUCAGCAGGGGGCAGUCUGUUCCACCUGUCCAUCGCUCAGUGUCCCGACAUCCUGACAGACCGGAGCAUGUGGCUGGUGAGCUGCUACUGUCGGAACCUGAACACACUUGUUUACAGGAGUUCCACUGAUCCUCUGGGUCAGGAGGUACUUUGGGCUCUCGGUGCUAGCUGCAGGAGCAUCUGCAGCCUCCACGUGGCGCCAUCACACCCCUGCCUUCAGUCCACUCAUUUCGGCAGCCGGUGUCUGCAGAUGAUUGGUCGCUGUUGGCCACACCUCCGCUCCCUCAGCGUGGGCGGAGCCGGCUGUGGGACUCAGGGACUGGUUUCUGUUGUGCGCAGCUGCGCUCACCUGCAGGUCUUGGCGUUGGAGCGCAUUAACGACCUCGGCCUGCAGGCGGCGACAGAGCUUUGCAAUGCUGGGCUGAGGAGCCUGCAGACUCUCAUUCUGACGCACACCCCGGUCAGCGGCCAGGCGAUCCUGCACUUCCACGGCUGCUGUGCGAACAUCAGGCAGAUCACGGUGGAGAUCUCAGCCGACGAUUAUUUCGAGGACACGGACACAGAGGAGUCCAAACACUUGUACGGAGAAAUUCUGAGCACACUGAAGAUUCUCCAGACCCGUCCUGGACUGAGCGAAGUUCUGCAGAUCAAAGUGACAUGACAGCCCCGACACACUUGUGCUUCCUAGAUCCCUCAAAGCUGGGCCGAGACCAGCGGUCCACCUCCGCUCAUGUGGACCACAAACAAUCUGGACCUCCUAAGCCCCUCAAAAAGUGACUUGCUCCUUGUGUUUACAAAGACUUGAGCUCCUUCCUGCACAAACCUCUUUACCAAUGCACUUGAUGCCCAAAAUGCCAAACACACACACACACACACACUCAUCACAUGUGAAAACCUCUCGUAUGAAACCAAAAAAACCUCAGCAUGCUCACGUGAACUCCACACACUCAUACCACACCACGCACCUGUAAAUAUCUUGGGUAUGUUUUAGAAGACCUCUUCCAUACAAGCCUCUCGUGUUGUAGAUCCAACUUUGCACGACCACUAGAAAACCUCUCCUACACAGGAAAACCCUCACAAAUCCACAUGAAACCGUUCACACCAACACAAACCUUCCUGCAGACAUGUAAAAACCUCUGUCAGUCGGACCUCUGGUGCACGUGUGUGUUUGUGGAAACUUCUUGCUGUGGAAUAUAAUAACCAAUAUUUGAUUUUGAAUUUACCUCCUGUGGACUCAAAACAGAGCCUCCGAAAUGAGAGAAAACUUGAGUUGACACUGGCAUCUUGUCCUCUCGGCUCCCACUGGGGUGAAGCCCUGGAGCUGAGGCAGGAGAGACCAAGUUCGCAGGAGGUCUGGAUGCUGCCAUCACGACCUCAUCUUUGCUCAGCAAAUUGAAUUUUGAGUUCCACAUAUAUGACUCCAGAUUAAGGACAUAGCAUCUAAUAGCAGCCACGUUUGAUAGUCUUUGUUGCCCUUACCUUUUUGCACUUCUGUUUUUGGACCUGUAGAAGAAACUAGGACCUUAAUGCAACACUAGUCUUCCUUACUCGCCCACGAACACCAGGUUUACGCAACAUACCUUUCUCACCUUCACAGUAGUCACAGGUGUGUUUUCACUACUCUGAAUGACAAACCUCAGAUGAGCUCAGUGUUGCUCUACUUCAACCACCUCACAUCUCGCAGACGUCUGUUGCAGUGGACACCUCAGGCUGUUCAGUCGUGCUCCUCUCACAUGCAAACCUGAGGGUAAUGAGAACACACCUGCAGCCUUUUCUUUCCACAAAGCACAAACUCACAAACCAAAGACACCAGGGAACCGCUCAUGGACAGCUGAGCUCUAUU